Parasteatoda tepidariorum (common house spider) is the source of this 6371-nucleotide messenger RNA. RefSeq lists its product as uncharacterized. The record is from RefSeq and is a predicted model, not a curated record. Gene Ontology annotation, molecular function: transcription coregulator activity; protein binding. Gene Ontology annotation, cellular component: nucleus; transcription regulator complex. Gene Ontology annotation, biological process: regulation of DNA-templated transcription. NCBI's taxonomy places the organism in Eukaryota, Metazoa, Arthropoda, Arachnida, Araneae, Theridiidae.
AAAUUCCAUCAGCAGAACAUUCUCUGAGUGGCAGCAUAUUUGUUUUGAAAACAUGAAAAUGGAUUGUGAUCAAAAUUAUGGCAGUUCCUCUGUUAUGAAUUCAGUGGAGUCAAUUGAUUCAGAUAAAAUUAAUCUUGGAUCUGAAAAAGAGACGGGUGAUCACCGUGAAAUUUUAUGUGAAGACGAUUGUAAUAAUGGAAUACGAAUAGAAGUCUUAACUGAGAAACAAGGUAGUUCAUCUGUAUUAGACAGCGGUGAUCACGGACUUGUUUGUGAGAAGCUGUUUGAUGUAACGCCUGCCAUCAAUGUAAAAAAGGAAGCCGAUGAAUCUGAAGUAAAUGAUGGGGAAAAAUGCAUUUGUGUUACGGAGCAAAAUUCUGAUGUUUUGGAAAGUACACUAGAACAAAAAACAAAUGUGAUAGAUGUAAAUAAACUUUCCGUUACUCCGAGAACAACUGUUUCUACAGAUAUUAAUAGUGAAAUAAAAUUGGUUGAAAGCUGUGAUAAAUCUUGCGAUGAUUCUGUUAAAGUGAAUAGUAAUGUAGCGAUUGAAAAACAAGGUGAUUGUUCUGUUGGAGAUGUGAGUUUUAGCUUCGAAAUAAAUACAGAAAAGCCUGACCAGAAAAUAACUAAAAAACUGGAGUGUAAAGAUCUAGCUCCUAUCGAAAAAUGUCCUAAAAAGCUUGAUGUUGAGGAUAAACCAGUUUUUAACAAAGACGGAGCUGAAAAUUUUGAUGGUAAUGCUUCUGCAAUUUCAAAUGUUGAAUGUGCAUUAGAUCUUGAUCAUGAUCUUGCGGUUAAUGACUAUGAGAAAAAAUCCGAUUGUAAUGAUCCAGUCAUUUUAAAUGAGAAAUGUACAAAAAAGCUUGGUUGUAAAGAUCCAGCAGUUUUAAAUGAGGAAUGUAUGGAAAGAUUUAAUUGUGAUGAUCUACCCAUUUUAAAUGAGAACAGUGCUAAAGAGUUAGUUUGUGACAAUACACUUAUUUUAAAUGAAAAAUGCUCAGAAGAACUUGUAUGCUAUAACGAUUCAAUUGUCUCGAAUGAAGAUUGUUCUAAAAUCCUUGAUUCUAAUAAUAUAGCCAUUUCUAACAAAAUAAGUGUUAAAAAACUUGAUUGCAGUGAUUCAGCAAUAGCAGAAGAAAAGUUCUCUGAAAAGCUUGAUUGUAUUGACCUAGGAGUUAUGAAAGAAGAAUGCUCUAGAAAACUUAGUUGUGAUGAAUCAGUAGUUUCUAGAGAGGGAUUCUCUAAAGAAAUUGAAUGUAAUGUUCUAGCCAAUUCAAAAGAAAAAGACAAUAGUGUUGCAGAUGAAACUUUAAUUGAGACAUCAAAUGAUAUAGAUGAUUUACCUAAGAUGUCUAUUAAUGUUACAAAUGAAACUUUAGUUAGGACAUCAACUGAUAUAGAUGAUUCGUCUAAGAUGUCUAGUAGUGAUGACAUAAAAUUAAAUAUUGAAAAAGAAGAUGAUAAAGAUGAUCAGUUUCUGAUUUUGAGUGAAGAUAGCAACGAUUCUAUUUCUGCACAUUGUAUUGAGAUGGCUAUUGCUGAAAGUAACGAAGAAGAGGAAAAAAAUAAUGAUGAAGGCAAAAAAGAAGUCAACUCAAUGAAAAAAAUUGAUGAUGAUGAGUUUAACUUCGAAAAAGUUAUGGAUGAAUCAGAGGAUGAAAUAGAUUCAAUAUUGCCAGAAUUUGUGAACUCCGAAUUUGCUGACAAAGAUAAAAGUGUUGAAAAUGUCACUUUAUCUGAUAGUGAAGCUGAAAUGGAUUCUCUUAUAGAAGCUUUCAAGGCUGAAAAGUCAGAUUCUGAAGAUGAUUGUCUGAUAAUUGAAGAUGAUUCUCAUGAAAUAGUAUUAGAUGAUGAUAAAUCUGAUGUAAAAGUGGCAGUAACUUUAUCUCCUAUAAAAGUUACAGACAGUAGAAAAGAUGGUUUUGAAUUAAAGGACACUGAUUUGAGCGUUUUCAAUAAAGAAGAUAUUUGGGUAAAUGAUGCCAAUGUUUCUAGUGAAAAUAAUCAAAACAUUUUAUCUCCAAAACUCAAUCAGAAGAAUGAAGAAAUAAAUAAUUCAUCUACUGGUAGUUGUAAGGAAAGCUUAAGAGGCGAAUGUGAGAGUAAAGGCAAAGGAGAUGAUGAAUUAAAAUCUGCUAGGGAACCUAAAAAUGAUGAUUCAUCAGAAAAUUCUAAUGUUUUAGACCUUAUUAAUCAAAAUUUAGAAUCUAUUGUGUCUCUAAUAAGUGAGUCAAGUAAUCAAAAAGAUAAUAAAAUUGAAACAAUAUUAAAGAAUGAAGUAAAUAUAAACAAUUCCAAUCUUGAAAAUAGUGAUUCUCAUAAUGAGAAUAAACAUAAUAGCGCCGCGUCUGAAUUUGUUAAUACUUCUGUUUCAAGUGUGGAGGAAACAGUUAAAGAUUUACUGAAUGAACUUAGUUAUACUCUCAGUAAGGAGGAUUCAUCUGAAAAUUCUACAGUGUCAGAUCUUGAUGCAGAUUUAAAAUCUAUUGAGCUAAAGAAUAUGAAAUUGUUAUUGGAAUCAUCAAGUAGUGAGAAUAGUUUGGAAUCUCUUGACGUUUCUUCACAAAGUCCUAAGAAUCCGGUAGAAUUAGAAGAUUCAGUAAAGAUAUUAGAUGUCAUUGAAUCUGUGGAAACAAUAGUUAAAGAUGGAUUGACUGCACAAUUAAAUUCUAAACCAGUUGAGAAAGAUUCAAUGGAAGUAGAAUCUGGUAAAGAUAAAGAAAAUAAACAAGCAGAAGAGACAGAACUUACUCAAAAAUGUCUGCCUGUGAAUGGUGAUGUUUUUAAUGACGAACCUGAAGUUUUGGUGUCGAACAAGAUUGAUGGACUUCUCUCAGUGUGCAAUAAUUUUGACUAUACGAAAUGUUCUGAAAAAGGUUCAACAAGUCAACCAGAUUCCUUACGUAAAAUCUGUGAUAAUGUUGAGGACAAUUUAAAUAAACUCGAGACGGAAAAAUCUGAAGUAAGAGAAGAAACUGAGUCAUCGGAAGAAAAUAAUCAAAAAGAUCUUUCAAAGAAAAGGAAAGUUGAAGAGGAAGAUGAUGUCAGUACCUCAAAGAAAUUAAAAGAGGACAUUGUUACAAACGCUGAAACUGUUAGCAAAUUUGAAACUAAACAAAGUUGGUUAGAUAAAAUCGCUCAAGAUUUAUGUGUAAAAGUUGUCACUGAUUUGUUUGGAAAAGAGUUAAAAGAGUUGGGGGAUGCUGUAACAGAGAUGGAGAUUAAAUUAACAUCUUCUUCUAAAGAUCUGGAAACAUUCAAAAAACAAGCAACUGAGUUCUACAAUGCACAAGAAACUACUUUUAAGGAAAACAAUUAUAACCCUAAGGUACCUACACGAACUGUCGGUGUUAAUGUGAAAAUAUUUAGGGAAUGUGAUAUUCAGUCUUUAAAAGCAGCUGCUAAAGCUCCAUCUUUUUCACCUGUUGGUAAACCUAUCAAUCUACCUUCUUCAGUAGCAGCAGCUGCCCCUGUACCUAAAGUUAUUCCGAGUGAAAAAGCUAAGCUACUUUUAUCUUCUCUUCCAAAGAUAUCUCCUGUUACUAAUCGCCCACCUCUAGUCUCAACUCCAAAACCUCAACCAAUUCAACAGAUAAGGGGUGUUAUGCAGCCCGCAGCAGUUCGAAACACAGCAGUAUUACCUCAGAAUAAAACAGGAAAUCAAUUGAUAGAUUUAACUGAAGAUACAUCAUCAGGAAAUAGAAGAUAUAUUGGUUCUACUAAUGUUGUUUCUGGAGGUACAGCCAAUAAGGUUAAUCUACCACCAGGUGCAACUCAAAACAAUGUGCUUGUUCCCCUUAAUAACUUUGUUCAACUUAUACCUUCAUCACAAAACAUCUCAACAACUAAUGCUGGACAACGCCAGUUAAUGCCCUCCAUUCCUUCUAAUUUGUUGGGACAAAGAGCCGUUGGCUAUACUAUAUAUACACCAUCUGCUGGCUCAACAAAUAAUAUGGCAAUGCGUGGUGUACCAACUUUGAUAUCCAACCAAAACCAGCGGCUUCAAACAUAUUAUGUCAGAGUUACAAAUUCAAGUAGUCAAGCUCCACUGAGUUCUAUAGUAAACUCUUCUGUAAGGCAACCAUCUUUGCCGCACGGUGCAAGAGCAACACUAAGUUCAUCUUCUAAUCUUGUUGUUUAUUCCCGUAGUGCUCCUCCUGUUAGGUUACAACAUCCUGCACCAUUUCCACAAAUGGCUAGUUAUCCAAUGAGACCAGGACUAAAACCAGUGCCUCCAAAGCCUUCUUUAAAAGGUUCCAGGAAUGCAAGUGGUAUUGUUUUGUCUUGGAAUAUACAUUCUGAUUUAAAAGUAUUUGCAGACAUACUGUCUUAUCAGCUGUUUGCAUAUCAAGAGACUAGUGGCUCACCUAUCACUGCAGCUCUUUGGAAACCUGUGGGAAAUGUAAAAGCAUUACCUUUACCCAUGGCCUGCACUUUAACACAAUUUGUUGAAGGCUUUAAGUAUCAUUUUACUAUAAGGGCAGUUGAUUCUCAUGCACGAUAUGGCCCUUUUAGUGACCCUGUUGGAAUUAUGUUCAAUAAAUAUGUAGCAAAUAGUUAAAAUUUGCAACUUUGUUUUAAAUUUUUUUUUUGUAUUAUAAAAUUUUCAUAUCAAUUUUAGUAAAAUAAAUGUUUAAACAAUCUUGUCAUUUUAUCUGAUACUUCUACGAGACACAUCAAUAUAAAGUUAUUUUUGUAUCAACUUUAAAAUUAAUGUAAUGUUUUAAAUAAAACAUUGCAAUACAAAGGAAUAAUUAUUUUAUUGUGUUUUCAGCGCAAAAUUCUGAAGAUAUGCUUCAUUGUUAAAUUUAAUUUUUAACAAAGUACUUUGACAUUUUCUCCAGAAAUUGUAAAUAUAUGUGUAAAACUGUAUUUAUAGUGCCAUCAUGCUUAUAUUUAGUCAUAUUCAGAAGUAUUUGCAAUUUUAUGUACAAUAUUUGAUCUCUCAUUACUGCUUGUUAUAAGAAUCCAUCUUUCAUUGUAAGUAAUAACAUUCUUUUUUUCCUGCAUAACUCAAGAAAACAUUUUCAUUAGCAUUUAAAUACCUCAACACAAUUAUUGAGUAAUUAUUAUUAGUGAUGUAAUUUUGCUUUUAUUCUUAAGUCUUACUACUCUUAUGAAUGCAUUUAUUGAUUUGUUUUGUUUAAAUUAUUUUCUUUUAUUUCUGUUGACUAAAAGAAGGUACUGUUGUUAAUUUCGCUGUAUGAAACAUUUACAAAUAUACUGUUGAACUUCUACAACUUGAUGCAGUAUCAAAGUAAAAAAGGUAUUCAAUUCAUAGAAAAUUGAAAUAUUCACAUAUUUUUUAAUCGUUUUUCUUUUUCUUAUUAAAGGAAAACAUUUACAAAUAUACUAUUGAACUUCUACAACUUGAUGCAGUAAAAAAUCAGAAGUAAAAAAAGUAUUCAAUUCAUAGAAAAUUGAAAUAUUCACAUUUUUUGAUCGUUUUUCUUUUUCUUAUUAAAGGAAACCAAAAAGUAAAUAACAGUAGACACUUUCUUUAAAAAAAUUAGUCAUUAAAAAAAGAGUAAAGCAACAAAAAUUUAAUUAUUUAUAUGUAAAGCAUUUAUUGAUUAUUAUAUGUUACAAUGAAAAAGGGUAGGUUGCUAAAAGCAAUGAACACUUUAAAAAAAAAGAGUAAUAUUUUAUAUUUUUGUGACACUUUUUUUACCCUGAGAGAAUUGUAUUGUCCAAAAUGUAUAAGAACAUUAAAUACUUAUUUUUCCACAAAUGUUAGCUGAUAUAAGUUUAUAAAAAUAAAUGAUUAUGGUGUUUUAAUUUUUAAACUUAAGGUUGAUUUUUGAAACAGUUUAAAUUGGAUUUAUGAAAUGCGUUGCAUCAAAAAUAAGAAAUUGCCAUAAAACAAUUUUUCAUUAAAAUCUUAUCGUUGACUUCUUUGGAUUUGCUUGAAAGAUGUUUUGAAAGUUUUUUUUCUAAAGUUUUCAAUGUUGUAAAUCAAUUUUUUAAACUCAAGAUUUAAAUAAAUAUUUAAUGUUAAAGCCUAUGCAUUAGUCCAUGUUUAUAAAAUUUAUAGAUAUUUGGAUUAGAAAUGUCUAACUGUAUUUGAUUGAUCAGUUGAUAUAUUUUUAUUUUUAGUUCAAUGAUAAGUUUCUCUAGAAAAUUAUUUGUUUCUAUUUUUAAAUUUUUGAUUGAGAACUCUUUUGGUAUUACCAAAAGUGCUCAAAUUGUUUUUAGUUUUAAAAAAAGUUAUAAAUUUAACUUUUCAAACGUCAAGUUUAUAAAAAAAAAUUUUCAAUGUCAAAGUCUAUGCAUAUUUUGGUUAUUUUAAAAUUGCCUCUAAUUGUGAAUGUAUUGGGUUAUAGAAGUUUGACUGUGUUUGAUCAAUUAAUAAAUAUUAUUUUACUUGC